Sitophilus oryzae (rice weevil) is the source of this 2654-nucleotide messenger RNA. RefSeq lists its product as uncharacterized. The record is from RefSeq and is a predicted model, not a curated record. Gene Ontology annotation, molecular function: DNA binding. The coding region runs from base 242 to 2338 and encodes 698 amino acids. Gene Ontology annotation, cellular component: nucleus. The transcript is spliced from 2 exons. NCBI's taxonomy places the organism in Eukaryota, Metazoa, Arthropoda, Insecta, Coleoptera, Curculionidae.
AGGGGGCUGGUUCGGACAUGGGGCACCUCCGGACAAUUCAAAUUUACCGCCAAAUAAUAAUUCUAGAAUAACCAAUCCCGGCCAAUCACAUCAGUGUAUCAUUAAUAGAAGUUGCAAGAAAAUUAUAUUCCGAUAAAUUGCAAAUUGCAAACGUUAUAUGCCAAAGUGUUGAUAAGUCGUUUGUGCUAUAAGGUCAACGUGUCUGCUAGUAAGGUCCUGUACCCAAGUUUUGAAAGUCAGGAUGGUGCGAACGUACAAAAAAAAACGACCCAACCGACCAGAAAUUCCAAGUAAUGUCUUAAAAGACGCAGUACGAAAUGUAAUCAACAAAACCAUGUCUCUAAGAGCUGCUGCCAUUACAUUCAAUAUACCGAAAUCCACACUCUUCGAUAGUGUCGCCAAAGCUAAGAAGAGGCUCAACGAUGACGCCAGUGAUUCAGGAAAUGAGGGUGAUGAUACAGCAGAACAGGACAGUGUAUCAAAAUACGCCACACGGCAAGUUUUUUCUCAAAAUGAGGAAGCUGAGUUAGAGUUGUAUCUCAUAAAGUGUUCAAAAAUAUGUUACGGGUUGACAUAUAAACUUUGCCGUGAAUUGGCUUUUGAAUACGCCACUAAGUUGGCUAAAAAAUGUCCAAAAAGUUGGGAGAUUAACAAAACAGCAGGGAUUGACUGGAUGCAAUCUUUUAUGAAACGUCAUCCAAGGCUUUCCAACCGCAAACCCGAAAAUACAAGCAUAGCAAGAGCUUCGGCUUUCAACAAAACUAAUGUGGACGAAUUCUUCAAAAACUAUGCAGAAGUACAGGCUAAAUACAGUUUUUCACCUGACCGUAUUUGGAAUAUAGAUGAAACAGGUAUUACAACUGUUCUCCAAGCACCGAGAGUUAUAGCGGAAAUAGGUUCCAAAGCAGUUGGACAGUGUGUAUCUGCCGAGCGGGGAUCUCUAGUCACAAUGUGCGGAAUAAUUUCAGCAGUUGGUGGGUCAAUUCCACCUCUUUACAUCUUCCCACGUAUCAGAAUGAAGGAUCAGUUUUUGUACGGUGCUGUUCCAGGAGCCGUUGGAUUUGCUGAGAAAUCUGGAUGGAUGUCUGCGAAUAUAUUUCUGAAAUUGUUAGAGCAUAUUAAGACACAUACAAAUUGCAAUCCCUUGAAUAGGAUUCUGAUCUUGAUGGACAAUCAUGAGACACACGUCUCCCUAAAUGCCAUUUUAUAUGCAAGAGAGCAUGGAAUUGUAUUGCUGUCGUUCCCUCCGCACUGCACCCAUCGGAUGCAGCCCCUGGACAAGGCAGUGUUUGGUCCUUUCAAAGCCAAGUGUAAGGCAUCUUUCAAUGACUUCAUACUGUCAAACCCUGGUAAACCGAUUACCAUUUAUGAUGUUGCUAAGUUGACAGCUCAGCCGUAUUUGCAAACAUUCACUCCUUAUAACAUUAUUAGUAGUUUUAAGAGCACUGGGUUAUGGCCUAUCAACUCAUUAGCAUAUACAGAUGACGAUUUCUGUGCCUCGUUUGCUACAGAUCGUCCCGAUACAAGCCUUGUUGUUCAGUCCAACUUCAAUAAUGAAGUGCAAGACCAUGAUGUGGAAGCAAUGGCCAGAAAUAUUAUUGAAGACAUUGUAGAUGAAGCUACCAAACCAAGGAUUAAAAUUCUAUCCAUGGUGACUGUAAAGCCUAUUGAUGUAAAACCAUUACCUAAGGCUUGUCCUCGAAAAACUACCAGGAAAUCUAGAGUAGGAAAGUCAAGAAUAUACACCAGCACUCCUGAAAAGAACAGAAUUGAUGAAUUGGAAAGAAUAAGACAGUUGAAGCUGAAAAAAACUGAUACUAAGAGAAAACUGGUGUCAGAAAUUACAGAAAAGAAAACACAAAAUGGCAAAUCAAAGAAGAAGAAAUAUAGGACUAAACGGCAGGUUCUAGAUGAUAUUUCUUCCUCUGAUUCUGAUACAGACAUGCCAUCAAAUUUCAUAGGCAAGAGCUUUAAAAACGAUUUAUCUGAUUCUGACAUCGACUUAGAUUUUGAAGAUAACAAUGGCCAGAUUAAUGAACUUUUGCAUGAUGAAAAAAUCCUUGAGAAGGACUAUGUGUUAGUGAAGUUCGCGACAAAAAAACGAGUAGUACAUUAUGUUGGAAAAGUAGUUGAAGUACUAGGAGACGAUGAGUUCCAAGUGACAUUCUUGAAGAAGUCACCGCGGGGAUUUGUAUUUCCACAAAUUAAAGAUAUUUCUACUGUUGAAAGAAAGGAUGUUGUGUCAAAGUUGGCUAAACCCUCAGCAACACCAGGAACAUCAAGGAUGGCAUCCUAUCUUCAAUUUAAUGUAAAUUUUUUUGGUUACAAUGUUCAAUAAAAUUAUAAAUACCUACUAAUUUUGUAUUUUUCUUGUUUAAUAAUUUUAAUUUUGAAAAGGUUCUUAAAAAAAUAAACUUGUCCGAAACUGCCCCGGCCACGUCCGAAACUGCCCCAUCAUGGGGCAACUUCGGACAAUUACAUAAUUUUACAAAACAUUUUUUUUUAUAAAAAAUUAUUAAGUGCUUUGAUUAGAUUUCACAGGACACUAUGAAGUGAACAUAGCUCUACUCAUCAUAUUUUUUGCAAAUCGUUAUGUAAGAAAUCAAUGAAUAUACAGCAGUUUGAAAAAAGGUGUCCGGACCUGCCCCCUUCUC